ACGGCUGACGGUAAUGUUACGUCUCGCUCGCCACGGUCCGCCUCCGCGGCGUGGACGGCCUCGAAACCAGACCAGCGCCGAGCGAGAACAAGGAAGCAACAUGUGCCUUCCACAAUAACACGUCCUCGUCUGCUGGCUGUCGACCGCGCGCGCGACGGAGUCACGAAAGCCGAGCGUCCCUAAACCGGUUUUAGCUCCCGAGGACUUGACACGUUUGUCAAACCAUGAGAAGAGAGGUGAAGGCUGGAGUCAGCUUCAUCAAACGCUUUGCUGUAGAGCAUGGCAAGUUGGAUGAAGCCAAAGCAGAUGUGUUUGCUGAGAAGCUGCAGAAACUUCUAUGUGAGAAAUAUAAUGACCACUGGUACCCCGACAGUCCCAGCAAAGGGCAGGCAUUCAGGUGCAUCAGGAUAAACAAUGGAAUACCUUGCGAUCAAGUGGUACUCAAGGCCUGUGAGGCGAGUGGGCUGAAGCCCAGUGAGCUGGGCCUCCCACAGGAGCUCACGCUGUGGAUCGACCCUCUGGAGGUGUGCGCAAGAUCGAAAGAGACCUGUAGGCCCUUCACAGUCGCACGUUUCACAGAGGGAGAGGAAGAAAAGUUUGAGGGCUGUAGGGAUGAAGAAAAAGGUGACUCCUUGGUGGACUCGGCAAACCAUGACACAUCAGAUUACCACUCCGCUACCUCCUCUGAUUGUGGUUCAGCUGCAUCCAGUGACACAGAGGAAGAGGUGAAAGAUGGCGAGGUGGAAGAAGAGCGGGGAAAAGAAAAUAAAGGGAACAAGAGUGAAACAAUGGAGGAAGAUGAAUACGUGAUUACAAUGGUGCCCAGGAUCCGUGACAGAGUUCCAAAGGGGCAUAGGGAUGGAGUAAAUAAGCCCAAAUUCACCAGAAAUCAGCUCCCUGCUAGUCUCCAGUACUUUUACCACCCUGCACCAGUUUGGCCUCCAUAUAAGAAGAACAGUCAAGUGUUUUUCACCACAGUGUGCGCACCUCAGCCCCAGCCUGUAUUCGGCUACUACAUAAUGCCUCAACUACCUCCUCAGUUCAUUGUACCACAGGCUGCUCUCCAGCCAUGGAGUGCCGUAAAGGAUUAGAUAAAGCCAAUAAAUGAUUGAAGCCAAGCUGAUGGACGUGAAGGUGAGAGGUCAGUAACCUUAUGGGAGUAAGGGCAUUAAACCUUCCCUGAACUGAGCCAAUUGUGUUAAAUCACUGGGUUUUUUUUUCAUGUUUGCCAUGACUAAAACAUUUCAUAAAUAAUCCAGCUGAAAUUGUGAAAUGUGCUACUGCCUGUUUCCUUAAGUUUUCCACUGAUUUUAUAUUUUUAUACACAGAGAGAUACUGUUGAUGUUAAUAAGGUGCAUUAAGUAAGACAAAAUUGUGAUUAUGCAAUCUGUGAGUGAUAUUUUAUGAUCAUGAAAUAAUCUGUCAAGUCAUCUCAAUGGACUGAAAUCAAAAGGCCAAGGCUCUUCUGCACUGCUAGUUUUUUUUAUUAGUAUCCUCAGCAGUAAGAGUGACCUUAUUCAUUCACUGUGCCCUUGGACUAUCUCAGGAACUCUCUGCAAUAGACGUGAUGUCAAAUAAUGAUCUCUUUAUAGGUGCUAUGUACACAAUUACUGAGUCUGUCUGCCUCAACAUGGUCCACCGAAAAGUAAAAGUGCACUGUGUAUUGAUUACACAGUCAACCUAAUGCAUCAUUGUAAAAAACAAAUAAGGUUUAGGGUUUUAAUCCAUUUUAAUCUGUAUAUAUGAGUUAUUCUUACUAAGCUGCUUGUAAAAAAAAUGCAGGUGUUUGUUGUCAUCAAUUUAUGCACAUUGCUUUUUUUAAAUCUCAUUCAUUGUUUGUAAUUUAUUCGGCCACCAGUGGAUGGCACUAAAAUUACAACUGUUUCAUCAAAUACUUUUAUGCUUAUUUAUGGCUAUUUUUAUAUUUCAUUUCUUGCUUUAAAGUACAUGUAUAUGUUAACUGAUUGACUGUUUAUCCUUUUUUAGAAACCAGCAAGUCAGCAAAAUGUUGAAUUUCCAGGCUAAUGUGGGCCUGCCUGAUAAGCAAUUUAUUUUCUGUAUGAUUUUAUCAUUCUAACUGUACAUAGCUCUGCACACUGGAAAGGAGAAUCUGCUGGGGGUGUUAUAUACUUUGAAUUUGAAUAGAUGUUAAAUUCUCACAUUUUUAUGAGCUGUAAUUUUUAUAACCAGCUUUGUUUUUGUUUUGCUAGUUACUGUGUUUUGAUACGUAUUUAUUUACUAACCUCCAAGUGAUGUUGUACUGAUAUGGAGUAAAAUUGCACCAUGAACUUUUUUAAACCAGCUAUUUUUUUUCUACAUUUUCUAAUCAGAGAUGAUUAAAUCAGCUGAUAUA
Molecule: messenger RNA, 2353 nt
Organism: Lampris incognitus (smalleye Pacific opah)
Lineage: Eukaryota; Metazoa; Chordata; Actinopteri; Lampriformes; Lampridae
Product: protein BTG4
Exons: 5
Coding region: 225-1091 (288 amino acids)
Biological process (GO): negative regulation of mitotic cell cycle; negative regulation of cell population proliferation
Cellular component (GO): nucleus; cytoplasm
Source: RefSeq, a predicted model, not a curated record